Molecule: messenger RNA, 2255 nt
Organism: Paecilomyces variotii
Lineage: Eukaryota; Fungi; Ascomycota; Eurotiomycetes; Eurotiales; Thermoascaceae
Exons: 5
Coding region: 113-1903 (596 amino acids)
Biological process (GO): box C/D sno(s)RNA 3'-end processing; rRNA methylation
Cellular component (GO): box C/D methylation guide snoRNP complex; small-subunit processome
Molecular function (GO): histone H2AQ104 methyltransferase activity; RNA binding; rRNA methyltransferase activity
Source: RefSeq, a predicted model, not a curated record
GUGGGCAUUAUCGAGGAAGGUGCUUAACUGCCGGCCAUAUAAUAAUACUGUCUGCCCAGGAGCAACUCUGUGGACUUCAGCUACAAGUGGCGACUAUGGCCGUUGCAUAGUGAUGUCCAACCCUGCUAAAUCAGCAGUCUCUGCUGUGUCCGCAAUCAAGCGUCAAUCCGCCGCCAUGCCGCCGCAGUUCAACGGGCCUUCCAACGGCGAUUCUCGUCGCCCGCAGACGUACACGAUCACUGGCUUGAAAAGAUGGUCAGUCGUGAACAAAGAAAUACCCGCCGUGUCGCAAAUUAGGGCGAUCCAUGUCUACGACUUCGACAAUACAUUGUUUCUAAGCCCUUUGCCAAACCCUCAACUGUGGAACGGCCAGACCGUCGGCUUUCUUCAGAUAUACGAAAGCUUUGCCAAUGGAGGAUGGUGGCACGACCCGAAUUUGCUCGCAGCGACGGGCGAGGGUUCUGAGGUGGAAGAAGCUCGAGGAUGGAAGGGGUGGUGGAAUGAACAUAUUGUGCAACUGGUCGAACUGAGCAUGCAGCAGAAGGAUGCUCUCACUGUUCUCCUCACCGGACGCAGCGAGGCUGGUUUUGCAGAUAUAAUCAAACGGAUGGUGACGAGCAGAAAGCUUGACUUUGAUCUCGUUUGCCUAAAGCCCGAAGUUGGACCCAACAACCAGAGGUUUUUCUCGACGAUGAACUUCAAGCAGACGCUGCUCGAGGACCUGGUACUCACGUACAAGCAAGCAGACGAGAUUCGGAUAUAUGAGGACCGCGUGAAACACGUGAGAGCCUUCCGAGAAUACUUUGAGAAGCUAAACAGGUCUCUUCUGUCAACGCAACCUUCAGCCCCUAGAAAGCCUAUUGUCGCUGAAGUCAUACAGGUAGCAGAAGGAUGCACAUUCCUUGCUCCUGUGACCGAGACAGCGGAGGUCCAGCGCAUGAUUAAUGCCCAUAACAUCUCUUUCAAGGACUCGGGUCUGAAUAAAACCAGAUCACCUUAUGGUCGACUGCAGAUAAAGCGAACGGUUUUCUAUACCGGAUACCUCAUCUCCAAUGCUGAUUCUUCCCGGCUAAUCAGUCAGCUACUGCAUCCUCUUCUGCCCCCUGGGCUUGCUGAUUCCAAUGAUUUGAAGUACAUGGCUAACAACAUCCUGAUCACACCACGACCAGCACCUAAAUCAAUCCUCGACAAAGUGGGUGGAAUGGGCAAAAAGCUAAGUUGGCAAGUCACUGGUACAGCAGUGUUUGAAAACAAGCUGUGGGCUGCUCGGGUUACCCCCGUCCCUGAGACGGAAAAGUAUUAUACUGAAAACCCGGUGCCCGUUAUUGUGCUAGCAGUGCGUAAAGGUGCUCGUCCUAUAGACGCUGGAAAGAUUCAGAACUGGCACCCUGUUCCUGCAGAAAAGGCAUUUGUCUUCGACACAGUUGUCGGCGAGAAGGUUGUCCUACGCGUGGAGGAAGAAGACCCUGAUGAGGGUGAAUGGGAAAGCCAGUUCAUGAACAAAAGCCACAAGCGGCGUCACCAGCAAGACUAUCGUGAUGAAGAUGUCGUAUACCCACCAUCCAAAGAUAACCAGACCAACAGCUACAACAAUCCUUAUGAAGCUCUGUCCUAUGGCCGUCAUCAUCAUCAUCAUCACCAACAUCAGCGACACGGUCAUUUCCAUGAUGACGGUGCUCGACGUGGUGGAGGACACUUCAGAGGCGGCCGUGGACGCGGUGGGGGAGGACGAGGCAAAGGCUCGAACUCCGGACGCGGUGGUGGCGGUCGAGGCAGAGGUCGCGGCCGCGACGGUGGUGGGCCCCCUCCGGGAUAUAAGUCCCUUGAUGACUAUGGUGGUUAUGAUGGUGGAUACGAAGACCGUAAUGGCGGUGGAGGCGGAGUGCCUGUCAUGAAUUAUUGAUCGAUUUCUUGAUAGUGGUUCUCUCGUCCGAGUUCCUCUCAGAGGAGUUGCCCCGGUGUGAUUCGCAAUAUGCCUUGAUAUAGGCUUUGUUAUAACGACAUUGUACCUCUAUAUUCCUCGCGAUCUAUGUUACUUUUACAUAUCCUCAGCGACGAGUUGUCAGCAUCGACUGCAUCUGACCUUUGUCAGUUGAGAAUGGCGUACGUGAGAUGCGGCUUUGGCGUGCUUAUGGGAAUGGGCCAACAAUCGGCGAACUACUGAAAUAGUGUUGCUUUAGCACGUUCUCGUGCACCUGUUUAAGUGGUAUGAAUAGAAUUUUAUACAUUAACCAGUUACGCGUGGCGCCCUCUUG